Saccostrea echinata is the source of this 728-nucleotide messenger RNA. RefSeq names its product coiled-coil domain-containing protein 175-like. NCBI's taxonomy places the organism in Eukaryota, Metazoa, Mollusca, Bivalvia, Ostreida, Ostreidae. The transcript has 12 exons. The record is from RefSeq and is a predicted model, not a curated record. Bases 120 to 728 code for a protein of 202 amino acids.
GGACAGUCAAGAGAAGAAAAUUUCCUAUAAAAGUGAUCCCAGAUCGUGGUAAAAUCAGGAAACUUCCACUAGGAGCAGUGAAAGUCACUUUUGAAAAGAAAUUAAUUGAAGAGCUGAAGAUGAUAACAGACAAGUACAAACAUGUAAAAGAAAAGGCACUGAAAAUGAAGGAAAAGCUAAAGCAGAAACUAAAGGAGAAAAAGAAAAUUUCAUCCUUACCAACAAAAACUUCUAAGGAAAAGAAAACUGUAAAGAAGCGUAAGAAGAAACUCAAAAAAAAAAUAAAGAGAAUUAGAAAAAUCUGCAAAAUAACUAGAAAUGAAUUGAGAAGAAUUCGAGAAAGGAGGAGAAAAUUGCAGGAAGAGAUGUACAAGACAAAGACAACUAAGGGAAGAAAAUCUCCAAUAAAAUUAGUUGAAAAGUUGAAGAUGAUAACAGACACCAUUAAACGUGUGAAAGAAAAGACACUGAAGAUGAAGAAAAAGUUAAAGGAGAAAGUACAGGAGAAAAAAGAAAUAUUGUCUUUACCAACAAAAACGACUAAGGAAAAGAAAACUGUGAAGAAGCAUAAGGAGAAACUCGAAAGAAAAAUAAAGAGAAUUAGAAAAAUCUGCAGAAUAACUAGAAAGGAAUUGAGAAGAAUUCGAGAAAGGAGGAGAAAAUUGCUCGUGGGGAUGAACAAGCUUCUUUGCUUCUGUACCAAUUCAACCAGUAUUGAGCGUCUAUGA